ACUUCCUCAUAUAUGGUACCUUUAGAUAUUAGUAUUACGUCCAAUACACCUACCUUAUCCAAAGUAUAAAGUACUGUUAAUUAUUACCCAAGAAGAUUCAUUCAACUCAUCAUCCUUGGAGAUUCCAAAUCUCACAUCAAUAUCCUUGGAAAAUGGCACAAAGUAGAAGUGAGGAAAGGGUGGUGAACAAUAACAAUAAUGGGUUUGAAUCCAUUGAUGAUGGUGAUGAACACAACAGUCAAAAUGGGAAGAAGAAGCUGAUGAAGGAAGAAGAGGUUUCAGUGGAGAGGGUGUUCCAGCACCAGCUUGUUCCAUCAUGGAGGAAGCAGUUAACUGUGAGAGCCUUUGCAGUGAGCCUUGUACUCAGCAUACUCUUCAGCUUCAUUGUGAUGAAGCUGAAUCUCACCACUGGUAUUAUACCUUCACUCAACGUCUCCGCAGGGCUUCUGGGGUUCUUCUUUAUCAAGAUUUGGACAAAGUUCUUGCAAGGUUCUGGAAUGUUGAAGCAACCCUUUACAAGGCAGGAGAACACUGUCAUCCAAACAUGUGUUGUUGCAUCCUCUGGCAUAGCCUUUAGUGGAGGAUUUGGGAGUUACCUCUUUGGAAUGAGUAAAAGGGUUGCUGAUCAAUCUUCAGACACCAGUGAUUAUAAGAACCCAAGUUUAGGGUGGAUAAUUGCUUUUCUAUUUGUUGUUAGCUUUCUAGGCCUCUUCUCCGUUGUACCUCUAAGAAAGAUUAUGGUUAUUGAUUUCAAACUGACAUAUCCAAGUGGUACUGCAACUGCUCAUCUUAUCAACAGCUUCCACACACCUCAAGGAGCCAAAUUAGCCAAGAAGCAAGUGAAAGUGUUGGGAAAAUUCUUCAGUUUGAGUUUCCUAUGGGGUUUCUUUCAAUGGUUCUACACAGCUUCUGACGAUUGUGGAUUUCAAGCCUUCCCGACAUUGGGGCUUAAAGCAUUCGAGAACAAGUUCUUCUUUGAUUUCUCUGCAAUCUAUGUUGGAGUGGGAAUGAUUUGCCCCUACAUCAUAAAUAUAUCGGUGCUGCUUGGAGGAAUUCUUUCAUGGGGUGUAAUGUGGCCACUCAUAAAGAACAAAGAGGGUGAUUGGUAUCCUAAGGGCCUUGGUGAAAGUAGCCUUCACGGCAUUCAAGGUUAUAGGGUGUUUAUAGCCAUAGCCAUGAUCCUGGGAGAUGGAUUAUAUAACUUUGUCAAGGUGCUAAGCCAUACAUUUUUGGGAUUGUAUACUCAAAUUCGUGAUAAACAAAAGGAGAAUGUUCUCCCUGUUGCUGGUCAAGACUCUCCCUCAACUCCUCAGCUAUCUUAUGAUGAUGAGCGGCGUACCCAAGUCUUUCUUAAAGAUCAGAUUCCCACAUGGUUCGCCAUCGGGGCCUAUGUUGCUAUUGCUGCCAUCUCUACAGCCACUUUGCCACACAUAUUUCACCAACUAAAGUGGUACUACAUAAUUGUUAUCUAUCUCGUUGCUCCCACCUUAGCAUUCUGCAAUGCUUAUGGCUGUGGGCUAACAGAUUGGUCACUUGCAUCCACCUACGGAAAACUUGCAAUCUUCACAAUUGGAGCAUGGGCUGGUUCAUCACAUGGUGGAGUUAUAGCUGGCCUUGCAGCUUGUGGAGUGAUGAUGAACAUUGUUUCCACAGCUUCUGACUUGAUGCAGGAUUUUAAGACUGGCUACCUUACCCUCGCUUCACCUCGCUCCAUGUUUGUGAGCCAAAUUAUCGGUACAACAAUGGGUUGUAUUAUAUCCCCUAGUGUCUUUUGGAUUUUCUACAAGGCAUUUCCUGAUCUUGGGACACAUAAAAGUGAAUACCCUGCCCCGUACGCAAUAGUGUACCGUAACAUGGCGAUAUUGGGGGUGCAAGGCUUUAAGACACUACCACAAAAUUGCCUGUUGCUUUGUUAUAUCUUCUUUGGUUCUGCCAUACUGAUAAACUUGAUUAAAGAUUGCUUGGGUAAGAGAGGGAGGUUCAUACCACUUCCAAUGGCUAUGGCAAUACCAUUCUAUCUAGGAUCCUACUUUGCCAUUGAUAUGUGUGUUGGAAGCCUGAUAUUGUUUGUGUGGGAAAAGGUAAACAAGGCCAAGGCAGAUGCUUUUGGACCGGCUGUAGCUUCUGGUUUGAUAUGCGGCGAUGGAAUAUGGACUCUACCUGCUUCAAUUCUUGCUCUUGCUGGAGUUAAACCACCUAUUUGUAUGAAAUUCUUGUCUAGGGCCACUAAUGCUAAGGUAGAUACUUUCUUAACGGUUUCAGGUUAAAAUUGAUAUGGGUUUAGUAUCUUAUGAAAGUCUUAAUGCAUGUUAUUGCCUUGUAAAUUUGUGAAGCAAAGCUGCAAAACUUGUUGAUGUAUGAUGUUAUAUCAAGAUAUAUUAGCAAGUAUAUGUUUCCAUGUGUGUCA
Molecule: messenger RNA, 2407 nt
Organism: Arachis stenosperma
Lineage: Eukaryota; Viridiplantae; Streptophyta; Magnoliopsida; Fabales; Fabaceae
Product: probable metal-nicotianamine transporter YSL7
Exons: 6
Coding region: 153-2267 (704 amino acids)
Cellular component (GO): membrane
Molecular function (GO): oligopeptide transmembrane transporter activity
Source: RefSeq, a predicted model, not a curated record